Messenger RNA from Amphiprion ocellaris (clown anemonefish), 701 nucleotides. RefSeq lists its product as uncharacterized. Lineage: Eukaryota; Metazoa; Chordata; Actinopteri; Pomacentridae. The record is from RefSeq and is a predicted model, not a curated record. Bases 155 to 433 code for a protein of 92 amino acids. Gene Ontology annotation, molecular function: calcium ion binding. Gene Ontology annotation, cellular component: perinuclear region of cytoplasm. The transcript is spliced from 3 exons.
GGGGAAAAAAAAGUUGGCUGCACGGAGAAGUUAAAUCACGGAAAAGAUAUGUGUUGCUGCUUAAUCUAGACUGCAGAGGAGGAUCAGUGAGAGCAGGAAGGAGCGCAGCCUCAGGAAUACUUCAGCCCUUUUUGUUCGUCUUUCUCAAAGAGAUAUGGAGGGAGCCAUUCAGACGUUGGUGACCACGUUUCUGAGUUCUGCCAGGGGGAAGGAGAACCUCGACGGGAAAAGCUUCAAGAAGAUGGUACAGAAACAGCUCGGCAGCCUCAUGGAGGAUACAAACAGUGCCUCUGCCAUUAAGGAGAUGCAGCAGGGGCUGGAUGAGAACAACGAUGGAAAGGUCAGCUUCCAGGAAUACCUCACUCUGAUUGGCUACUUGGCCAACUCCCUGAGCCAGAGCAAGACUGGAUCCAGUACCCAGGAGGCAUCGUAGAUACUCAAGAAGAUGAUUCUGAUUCCGUUUCUGAGCUUUUAAGCAUUUUUCAUCAUUGCCAAACAUUGCAGCCAUCAUGUAUUCAUUACUACGCAGCAGUCCAUAAUCGUUUUACCGAGUUUAUCAACCAGAUGUGUAAUUCUCUGACUUACAUCUCAAUAUCUGUCCAGAUCCAUCUUACUCAUCUCCACUGAAGUAUUCUUUUUAUACCAGUUACAUAAAAGAUGCUUAUUGUGUUUUCAAAUAAACUCUUUAUAUUAAAACUGUA